This is a messenger RNA of Candidozyma duobushaemuli, 762 nucleotides long. It is a transcript of the gene RHR2, whose product is annotated as glycerol-1-phosphatase. Gene Ontology annotation, molecular function: sn-glycerol 1-phosphatase activity; beta-phosphoglucomutase activity. Bases 1 to 762 code for a protein of 253 amino acids. Gene Ontology annotation, biological process: glycerol biosynthetic process; response to osmotic stress. The record is from RefSeq and is a predicted model, not a curated record. The transcript has a single exon. NCBI's taxonomy places the organism in Eukaryota, Fungi, Ascomycota, Pichiomycetes, Serinales, Metschnikowiaceae.
AUGACCAUUCAGAACCAGCCAGCUAUCUUCUACGUCAACGCCGCUCUCUUCGACUGCGAUGGUACUUUGGUGAACUCCACCGGUGCUAUUUCUGAGUUUUGGAGAGACUUCGGUAAGACUAGACCUCACGUUAACCCAGAAGAGAUUAUCAGAACUUCUCACGGCUGCAGAACUUUUGAUGUCAUUGCCAAGUGGUCUCCAGAGGAUGCUGAGGAGCAGCAGGUUACCAAGUGGGAAGCCUCGAUCCCAGACACCUUUGGCCACUUUGCCAAGGCUAUCCCAGGUGCCGUUGAGCUUGUCAAGUCUUUCGACAAGUUCUCCAAGGAGGCCACUGAGGACGCCAAGCAGAGAUGGGCCAUUGUCACCUCUGGUACCCUCCCAUUGGCCACCAAGUGGUUGAACCUUCUUACCAUUCAGAAGCCAGACUGCUUCAUCACCGCCGAGAAGGUCACCAAGGGUAAGCCCCACCCAAUGGGCUACAGAUCUGCCAGAGACACCUUGGGCUUUGAGCAUGAUGACGCCAAGGUUGUGGUCUUUGAGGACGCCCCAGCCGGUAUUACUGCUGGUAAGGGUGCCGGAGCCAUGAUUGUUGGUAUCUGUUCCACAUACGACCCUGAGAAGGUCAGAAAGGCCGGUGCCGACAUUGUCGUUGACGACCUUUCGUCUUUCAAGAUUGUUGGCUUCAACAAGGAGACCAACGAAUUCAAGGUGCAAGUGCUGGAGUACCACUACGCCAACGAGGAGUACCUCCAGAAUGCUUAA